AUGCUUCAUAGACUUAAAAUUUUUAGUUAUUGUUGUUUAAAAUGAAUACAUGAAAAGAAAAAAAAACCAUAUAAAGUGUGAGAACAGGAAGUUACCCGCCCUUCGAGGAUCCGCCAUGUUGUUGUUGCCGUUCCGUCAGAGCCGGAGCCGACGUACAGCUGAUGAGUAAGACCGCGAGGAGUGUCCGUGUGUGGUCACUGUGAAAAAGAUUACUAUUUUUCAAAUAAAUAAACUAUUUAGCUUUAAAGCUACUUGGUGUAUUUUUCAUUUUUAUGCUAAAUUAGCAAGUCAUUUCUCGUUUGAAGAACGAUAAGAGAUAAGAAAGUAGAUAGAAAUGGCAGACUCUUCAGCAGAUCAUGUUGAUGAGCAUGAAGAUGAGUUGGAAGUUGAAUCAAACUACAAACCGCCUCCAGAGAAGUCAAUUGAACAAAUUUUAGAGACUGAUAAAGAAGAUGAGAGUCUACGGAAAUACAAAGAAACAUUACUAGGAGAGGCAAAAGCUGGCGGUAUUGUUGUUGAUCCAAAUGAUCCGAGGAAAGUAAUAGUCAAAAAAUUGGCACUAUGUGUUGAUGGUAGAUCGGACAUGGAGCUAGAUUUAACACAAGACUUGAGCCAAUUAAAGAAACAAACGUUUGUUAUCAAAGAAGGUGUCAGUUACAAAAUUCGGAUCGAUUUUAUUGUUCAACGGGAGAUUGUUCAUGGUUUGAAAUACGUACAGAAAACCUAUAGGCUUGGAGUACCCGUGGAUAAAAUGACGCACAUGGUUGGUUCAUACCCACCUAAAACUGAGGUGCAAUCAUAUACAACACCAGCAGAGGAUGCACCAGCAGGAGUUAUGGCUCGUGGUUCUUACACUGUCAGUUCUCUAUUCACAGAUGACGACAAACACGAGCAUCUAAAAUGGGAAUGGUCAUUUGAUAUUAAAAAAGAUUGGAAAGAGUAAAUUAUAAGAAAAUUUAUAUCUUCUUUUUACAUUCAUUAAUGUAUUGCGUGAAGCAUUUACAUUGAGUCACCUAUAGCCUUAAAGAUAAAGAAAUGAAAAGAGUUAAUUAAUUCAUUAAUUCGAUAAUUAAUGAGUAAGAUUUGUCUUUAGUUCAAAAGUAAAUUGCCAAAAUGAUUUUUUCAAUUAAUCAAAUUAUGUCGAUUUAAUGCGUAGAAAAAUGGAUGCCAUGUUAAAUUUUCUUUAGUAGAUUAUAUGAUAAAAAAGUAUAUAUGUAUUAUUGAUAAAAGAAAUAUAAGUAUCCAUCUGAUGUUUUUGAAAUUGGCUUAAUUAAAUCUUAAAACGUCAGAUGUGUUUUACUGUAAUUGUAGGCACGGUAUUUUGAGGAUUUUACACUUUCAUAAUAUUUAUAGAAUUCAAUAUCGAUUGUAUACAAAAAAAAAAACGAGAAAAUGUUGAUUACCUUUUGGAUUUAUUAAUUUGACGUAUGUCAGAUUGAUGACGAAUUUUUGUAAUGAAAGAGGAGAAAAAAUGUAACAAGAAAGAAUGUGAAAAAUUUAAUAAUUUUUUUUUAUGUGUAUUAUGUUAUAUAAAAUACAAUUCGAUAAAUGAAUAUUUGUUCUACAGAGAGAGAGAGAGUAAUAAAAAUACAACUGAAUUUACAUGAGUGCCUCUGUAUCUUCAAAAAUCAUUUACUUAAUUGAAAGAAUGUUUUGAGUAAAAGAAGAAAUAAACUCAUUUCAGAAUCUGUAGUGACGGAAAAAACCCAUCAAUAUACUAAAAGUAAUAGAAAAAAUAAUAAUAGUAGUAGAAACAAAAAUGAUAAAAAUAGUGAAUAAAGGAUUGUGCACUUCAAGGAAUUUUCAUAGACAUUUACAAUAAAACUAUAUAUACAUAACAACAAUAUUAGAUUAACGUUAAUUUGUAUCAGAUGCCACUGUCACCGUCAAUACAGUUGUUAAGUAAAA
Molecule: messenger RNA, 1908 nt
Organism: Chelonus insularis
Lineage: Eukaryota; Metazoa; Arthropoda; Insecta; Hymenoptera; Braconidae
Gene: RhoGDI
Product: rho GDP-dissociation inhibitor
Exons: 4
Coding region: 335-943 (202 amino acids)
Biological process (GO): Rho protein signal transduction
Cellular component (GO): cytosol; cytoplasm; membrane
Molecular function (GO): protein binding; Rho GDP-dissociation inhibitor activity
Source: RefSeq, a predicted model, not a curated record